This is a messenger RNA of Caenorhabditis bovis, 4194 nucleotides long. The record is from the annotation of a GenBank genome assembly. Lineage: Eukaryota; Metazoa; Nematoda; Chromadorea; Rhabditida; Rhabditidae.
AUGGCAUUGUGCCAACAAGUUGCUGCACAACAAUACCGUAUCUAUAGAUCACGAUUCAGUGAUCCCGGUUCUUGGCGACGAGAUGAUCCGAAUCCGGGCAAAGUGGAACACAAAAAAUUGGAGCGUCGCGAUUUUUCCAAUCUAGUGUUCCUAUUGGGUGCUUCGUCCGGCAGAAAUCAGAAGACAGCGCGAAAUGUUCUAACAACGUAUGACGACGGGUAUACGGUUAUCACCGGAAAACCGCCAUUGGCGCCAUCGCGACUCAUUUCGACAACGUCGAAAAGACUUUGGAAUCGGGAAACUGUAGCUGAAGAUUCGGAUGAAUCAGAAUAUUCUGACGAGAGUACAGAAACUCCAGAAAGUGCCGAAGAACCGAAAAAACGAGAGACAUAUUUGGAGCCGAGUGGAUACUUGGGAGGAAAUGAAGGACGUAACCUAGAAAAUUGGCAAAAAGAGAAUGGUGUUCAUGGCGGUGUUUUUCCAGAUGGAUACGAUGGAUUAUCUGCAAUUCCAAGAACACUUGUCCACGAGAACUUUUCUCCAGUUCCGAUGAAAAGGAAUUCUCCUGGAAUUGAGCCAACCGAUUUGCAUUCACCGUUGAGCGGUGAUUUUUCGGCUGUCGAUGAAUUCUUGGAAAGAGGAAGUCGGCAUACUGAGCAUAAUCUAGGAAUUCCGACGACAACAACAACAACUACUACUACUUCUACUGAAGCCACUACCACAAAAAACCAACACUCUGAAGAGGCCAACGAGGAGAGCAAAGAAUUGGAUUCAAUCAAUUUCAAAAAGCCACGAUCAACGCAUUAUGCUCAACCACAGACUGUCGACAAUCAAGCUGACCAAUCUCUGAACACCAAGCUCUACUGUGUUCCUUGCGAGACUGCAAAUAAGCCAGCACCUCAACCGAUCAACAAAAAUCUUCCGGUCGUUGAACCUCUUCCUUCGAUUGAGCAACCUUACUCUCCGCCAAAGAUCACUAUCAGCACAGGUAGUCCUACAUACGAGAACAUUAAUCCUGAACCUGUGGCAACCGCUCCAACGGUUGAAGUUCCGCCAGCUCUUUCACCUUCUUCAGCACCUCCUCCUGCUUCUGCACCCUAUAUUCCACCAGUUCCUACUGUGGAUAUCUCACCAUCAAUUUCACCAGUUCCUCAGAUUCCCAAAGAGGGUCCUGGCCCAGAUCCGGCACCGUAUGGUUCACCGGACAAUUCGGAAUUCCCUCUAAGCCCACCUCCACCAUCGCCAAGUAUGGAAACCCAACCACCUGCUCCACCGACUGCUUCCAUUACUUCUGCACCAUAUGCCCCCGCGUCGGCACCUCCUUCCACACCAUCAUCACCAUCAUCUUCCGCAGAGCUCCCACUGCCACCGUCACCCCCGCCGACUCCUGCAGAAUUCUCAUCACAACCCCCUGCCGAGUACGGCUCGGAGAGAACAAUUAUGAUUACUCUACCGCCCCCACCAUCACCACUGGAUCCUUCUCCAACUCCAGACAUUCCUGCAGGAACUGAUUUAAAACCACCAGCAUCACCAAGUCCACCACCCAUUCCCGACUAUUCGCCCUCACCCGAUACUCCGGCUGCUGUCGAUGUGAGCCCACCAGCUCCUGAGCUCCCCGACCAAAUUGAAGGUAAACAGAGCACUGCACCACCUUCAGAAGCCUAUGCGAGUCCGAGUAUUUCACCAUAUGCCUAUAGCAUCACACCUCCUUCAGUUUCUAGUGCACCUAAUCAGAACGAAUCGCGCUCUUCCACCAACAUCGAUGGUUCAUCUUCAUUUCCUUCCGCACCAAGUUUACCUCUUCUAGAGCCAAUACCACCACCUGCAGACGUAUCCGUAGAUAUUCCUCUGGGCAAGAGCACUGUUAACAAUGCCAAUCCUGUGCAGUCCCCAUCGUCGGGUUAUCCAGACAUUGGAGUGUCAUCACAAAAACCCUUGAGUUCGGAUGUUGAAUCAGACGGUUUGAGUUCGCUUCCUAACGAUGUUUUGUCCAUGGCUUCUUCCAUAUUUAUGCCCCCAGCACCACCACCCGAUCCAGAAUAUAUAACUAAUCUCCCAAUGGGAAUCUCUGUUGAAACACAAAAGCCACCCACAACAUCACCAUCACCACCAUCGAUUGCACCUGCUUCUUUGGCUUCUCAAGAUAUGCUUUAUUCAGUUCCUUCCGCCACAACACCCAGUUCUGCUUACAGCCAGAUCACAGAAUCCGCUAGCUUAUCCACUUCAGUGGAUUCUAACCCAUCGCCUGCUACAUCAACUAGCGUUUCAUUUGAAACCAAGCCGACCACAGAAGCAAAAGCUAAUGUUACAGUUCAACCAGCUGUAGAGACACCGCAUGUUUACGAGCAUGUUGAGCCGGAACAUAAUCAACAUGAAUCAGAGGAGACUCCGUAUGAGCCCGAGAAUCCAGAUUCAAUUCCAUCAACAUAUGGCCCAUCUCCUCAGCCGACUGUUCAUCAAUAUGAAAUCACAAUGUCACCUCCUCCAGCUCCACCUCCGUACAAUCCUCAACCUGAGACAGCUCCACCACCUCCUGCAUCAGUCUCUUCAUCUCCUUACAACCCAGCACCUCAACCAUAUGCUCCGGAAACCCUUGCAGCAACACCGGCUCCUCCUCCUUCUCCUCCGCCGGCGUCACCGGCUCCUUAUAAUCCCGAACCUCAACCAUACGCCCCCAGCGUACCGGCCCCUCCACCUCCACCUCCAGCGCCUUAUAAUCCCGAAUCUCAACCUUAUUCACCAGAAUCUCCGCCGGCUACGAAUGCUCCAGUAUCUUCCCUUUCAUCACAAGCGUCUCCAGCUCCAUACAAUCCAGAGUCUCAACCAUAUGCUCCUGAAAAUCCCGCGAUGACUUCUGCUCCGAUUCCACCGCCAUCCCCAGCUCCAUACAAUCCAGAGACUCAACCAUAUGCUCCUGAAACUCCCGCGAUGACUUCUGCUCCGAUUCCAUCGCCAUCCUCAGCCCCAUACAAUCCUCCACCUCAACCAUAUGUACCAGAAACGACAGCAGCGCCGUAUCAACCGCCACUUCCGUCCCUUCCAAAAGAACAUACCUAUGGAGCGCAAGGUCCAGAACCGGUCCCAUUGCCAGUAAACCCUUCGCAAAGUGUUGCUGUGGUUCCUGAAUCUAACAUAAUCGAGAAUGCCGAAUCUAUCGAUUCGAAUUUAUCAUAUCGGGGACAAUCAACAUACAACAAUAUCGAAGAGGACCACACAGAAACUGCCGUUGUUGAAGAACCAAACAAUCCAGGCCCAUAUACGGCAGGAGCAACGUACAGCAACAUCGAAGAAGACUAUGAGCCGCCUGCUAAACCAGAAGCACCACCACCGCCUUCACAACCUUCUGGAGGGUCUUCUUACAGCGAUCUCGAUGAAGAUCAUAAUACUGAGAUAUUUGGUAGUAAGGAAGAGAUUGAAUCCCAUUCUCAUGAGGAAACUCCGAUCGAGGAGGAGCAUGAAAAUUUGGAAGAGGAUAUUAGAGGUGAGCCAACAAUUGAAAACACUGCUGCUCAACGACCUCAACCUAUUCGAAUUCAAGUUGAUCCUGCAACAAAACCUUAUAGACCAAGACCGACACCACGACCAUUUUAUCUUCGGCCUGCGCCAGCUCUUAACCUCCCAUACCAGGCUCCGCAGCAACCUCCCAUACCAGGCUCCGCAUACAUUCAAUCUCUCCCACCACCACCACCACCACCACCAAUACCUCCUCCGCAACCAUUCGGCGGAUAUCCACGACCAAGCCCGCAAGGAUGUUGUGGUGGGCAAUUAUUCAGUCAGCAAGGCGGACUUUGCAUGCCGAUCAACUUUAACCCUUGCCAACAACGACCAUCAUGUGGUGGAGGAUGUGGUGGAAACUCAUGUGGCUCAGGCUGCGGUGGUGGAUGUGGAGGAGGUUCACCAUGUGGUGGAGGAUGUGGUGGCGUAUCGUCAUGCGGUGGUUGUGGAGGCGGAUCAUCUUGCGGCGGCGGCGGUUGCAGUCCCUCGUGCUGUCCACCACAGACAUCGGCUUGUUGUAAUCAGAUGGUAUCAACGUGUUGCCAACCGCAGCAAAUGCCAUGUUGCAAUCAACAGAUUCAAACUUGCUGUCCUCCGCCAGUCCAGCAAUCAUGCUGUUGCCCGCAACCGCAAUCGAUAUGCCGCCACAAGCGAUCUCUCGGCUACGCGAUGGGGCUAUGCUCUCGAAGACGACUUUAA